AUGUAUUUCCAACUUUUAUUGUACUUCAUAUUCUCAUUAGUUGCAGUGUUCAUUGUAUUGUUCGUGUUUAUUGCUGUGUUACGAUGGCACUAUGCAAGCAAAAAGAGGAAAUUUCCAACUCAAUUUAGCAUAGCGUUUUUCCAUCCUUACUGCAAUGCUGGUGGAGGUGGGGAACGUGUACUAUGGUGUGCCGUCAAUGCUGUUAGUACUGCAUACCCUAAAGUAAAAAUCGUUAUCUACACUGGCGACUUGGAAGUAUCCCCUGUAGAAAUAAUCAAACGAGCAAAACAGAGAUUUAACAUUACACUACCAAAUAAUUUAGAGUUUAUUUAUCUCCACAGAAGAAAAUGGGUAGAAGCUGAAAAUUACCCUUAUUUCACUCUUUUAGGACAAAGUCUUGGGUCUAUUGUCUUAGGCAUUGAGGCAUUGCGUUUAUUUCAGCCCGAUAUAUACAUCGACACUAUGGGUUAUGCGUUUACAUUACCAUUGUUUUGUCUUAUUGGUGGUUGUAAAGUCAGUUGUUACGUUCAUUAUCCAACUAUAAGUUCAGAUAUGAUAAAUAAAGUGAUUCAACAAAAAGGAAAACGUAGAACAAUAUCUUAUAUUAAACUUGUAUAUUAUCAAUUAUUUGCAAAACUGUACGGCUUAGUUGGAUGGUUUGCUGAUUCUAUCAUGGUAAAUAGUUCAUGGACUGAGGAUCAUAUCAAUACCCUUUGGAAACGACCCUUAAGCACUUACAAAGUAUAUCCUCCGUGUGAUACAUCUGACUUACAGGGUUUGCCAUUAGAGAGACAAAAAACUAAAUCUGUAAAAAUUAUAAGCUUAGCACAAUUCAGACCAGAAAAAGAUCAUCCAUUACAACUCAAAGCCAUGUACCAUCUUAGACAAAUUAUAAAUGAGCAUGUAUGGGAAAAUAUCGAGCUUGUUUUUGUUGGUUCAACAAGAAAUCAGGAAGAUGAAAUGAGAGUUGUUGAUAUGAUGGAUUUAUGUAAACAUUUGUCUUUGGAGAAUAAUGUACGAUUCAAAGUAAAUAUCAGUUACGAUGAACUUAAAAACGAACUAUCUGAAGGGUUGAUUGGCUUACAUGCAAUGUGGAAUGAACAUUUUGGUAUUGGAGUUGUAGAAUGUAUGGCUGCAGGAUUAAUAAUGAUUGCACAUCGUUCUGGUGGCCCUUUGAUGGAUAUAAUUAUAGAAGACGGUGCUGGACAAAAUGGAUUUUUAGCUUCAAAUGAAGUGGAAUAUGCACAUGCUAUACACAAAGCAUUGUUGUUGUCAGAUACUCAAAAAUUGUCGUUACAAAAGGCUGCCAGAGGAUCGGUAAAUCGGUUUUCUAAUCAACAAUUUCAUGAUAAUUUUUUGAGAGCAAUACAACCAUUGUUUAGUUUUAAAAAAUUUAAAUAG
Macrosiphum euphorbiae (potato aphid) is the source of this 1401-nucleotide messenger RNA. The record is from the annotation of a GenBank genome assembly. Lineage: Eukaryota; Metazoa; Arthropoda; Insecta; Hemiptera; Aphididae.